AUGCCCCUCGACGACGACGAUAAUCCCACCGCGGCGCCGGUCGCGGCCCAGCUCAAUAACGACUCGGGCGCCGGUGAUGAAGCCGAGGACGAGGGCCUCUUCGACAUGCGCCUCUUUGCGUCCAUGUUCAACAAGAAGGGCGUCGCCUCGCAGGCCGUCCGCAAGGGCCAAAAAGAUUUUGAAUCGCAUGGCACAAAGGCCCAGGAGAACGCGCUGGAGAUGAGCAGGCAGGUCAUCGAGGAGGUGCUUGGCUACACGAGAGUGCACAGGGACACUUGGAGCAAGGGCUGGUACUUCCCGGACUACUGGACCGAGGCGCUGGAGGCCAUUGAGGAAGGGGACACGUCCGGGCUGGCGAAGCCCGAGUACCUACACGAGUUCAUGACCGAGACAAGACCGAUAUACGCCAAGGAGAGGGUAUUGGUCGUGGAGGAGCUGAAGGGUCCGCAGGCCAGGUCCAUGGGCAGGGUGAUUCGAGGACUCAAGGCACCGAGACCAGCGGUGGGAAAGCUGUGGCUGUUGCCCGAGGAGGCGCUGUUUCUCGUUGAGAGGGGCAGCUUGGAGCUCUGGUGGCCGUACCGCGAGCUCAGGGAGAUUCUGCCGCCGCCGGAGGCGAAGCUCGCCGAAGAGCAGACGGUUCCUGGAGACGUGCAUUUCGAUGACGAGUUCGACGCCGGCGUGCCCUUGAGUUUACAAGCCGCCUACUCGUUCUUCAUCGGCCUGGACGGCGAACGGGGCAAGAUCUCACUCCCGAAAUACCAAGUCUACUCACAUCUCAGACGAUUGGGAUACUACGUCCAACGCGCGCCACCAGAACCUGCAGAUUCCAUAUCCACGCCCAAAGUACCGCGGAAAUCACUGUGGCAAUGGCUCGUCUCCCUCCUCCAGAGACCGGCGGCGUCGCCCGCAACACCGCCCUACGGACCUCUAGUCAAGCCGGGCGUCUACAGGCAAUACAGUUUCGUCUACAAACGCCUCGAGUUACUGUCCCGCUACCAGCCGUCGCCCGCGCCGCAGGAGCCCAAACAGGCCGAGGACCCGUACAAGAUCCACUGGCACGUCUGGAAGCCAUCGAAGCACCCCAACCUCCGCGUGACGGACCUCCCUCCACCCGACAUCCGCAUCGCCGUCGCUGACGCGCGGGACGAUGCGAUCCCGGGCAUCGAAGAGAUUUCGGCACUGCUGGACUCGACGCCUUAUGACGCGCCCAACCCGGUCUCGAUGGGCGGGCCGGGGAGGCUCUACCAACGGCUGAGGCACGGGUACCGUAACGUCCUCAUCGCCGUCGUGGACCGAGGCUUGGUGAAUUUCAUGAGGUUCGGGCAGGCAGCGUUUGGUGAGGAGAGGCUCUACGAGAGGUUCGACAACCGGGGCGGGUUCCGCGGCGGGAAGAGGGGUGGGAGGGGUGGGCGCGGGAGGGGAGGAGGCAGAGGACGAGGCCGGGGUCGGUGA
Messenger RNA from Colletotrichum orchidophilum, 1452 nucleotides. Its product is annotated as tRNA splicing endonuclease subunit. The record is from RefSeq and is a predicted model, not a curated record. The transcript has a single exon. Gene Ontology annotation, cellular component: tRNA-intron endonuclease complex. Gene Ontology annotation, biological process: tRNA-type intron splice site recognition and cleavage. Bases 1 to 1452 code for a protein of 483 amino acids. NCBI's taxonomy places the organism in Eukaryota, Fungi, Ascomycota, Sordariomycetes, Glomerellales, Glomerellaceae.